This is a messenger RNA of Corylus avellana, 1515 nucleotides long. NCBI's taxonomy places the organism in Eukaryota, Viridiplantae, Streptophyta, Magnoliopsida, Fagales, Betulaceae. The record is from RefSeq and is a predicted model, not a curated record.
AUGGCUCAGGCAUAUAGUUGUGGCAAAGAUGGCAGAUGGUCUCUUGAGGGAACCACAGCUCUUGUUACUGGUGGAACCAAAGGAAUCGGGUAUGCUAUUGUGGAGGAAUUGGCAGGGUUUGGGGCGACGGUGCACACAUGCUCUCGCAAUCAAGGUGAUUUGAAUAAGUGCUUGCUUGAGUGGGAGGCGAAGGGCUUUCGAGUCACUGGUUCAGUCUAUGACCUUGUGUCUCGUCCCCAACGAGAGGAACUUAUGAACACCGUUUCUCGUCAAUUUCAUGGCAAACUCAAUAUACUUAUAAAUAACGUGGGGACCAUGCUUGCUAAACCAACCCCAGAGGUGACGGCUCAAGAUUUCGCAUUCAUCAUGACAACCAAUGUUGAAUCCACUUACCAUAUGAGCCAACUCGCUUAUCCUCUUAUGAAAGAAUCAGGAGGAGGAAGUAUUGUUCUCCUUUCUUCCAUUAGUGGAAUGUUGGGAAUAGGUAGCACAUCCAUUUAUGGAGCAAGUAAAGGAGCAGUAAACCAACUUACUAGAAGCUUGGCAUGUGAGUGGGCACGAGACAAUAUCAGGACCAACUGCGUCGCACCUGGGGUGAUAAGAACUCCUUUAACGGAGGAAGUAAGUGCAUUAAUUUGUCUUAAAUGUUGGUAUGCUAUUGUGGAGGAAUUGGCAGGGUUUGGGGCGACGGUGCACACAUGCUCUCGCAAUCAAGGUGAAUUGAAUAAGUGCUUGCUUGAGUGGGAGGCGAAGGGCUUUCGAGUCACUGGUUCAGUCUAUGACCUUGUGUCUCGUCCCCAACGAGAGGAACUUAUGAACACCGUUUCUCGUCAAUUUCAUGGCAAACUCAAUAUACUUAUAAAUAACGUGGGGACCAUGCUUGCUAAACCAACCCCAGAGGUGACGGCUCAAGAUUUCGCAUUCAUCAUGACAACCAAUGUUGAAUCCACUUACCAUAUGAGCCAACUCGCUUAUCCUCUUAUGAAAGAAUCAGGAGGAGGAAGUAUUGUUCUCCUUUCUUCCAUUAGUGGAAUGUUGGGAAUAGGUAGCACAUCCAUUUAUGGAGCAAGUAAAGGAGCAGUAAACCAACUUACUAGAAGCUUGGCAUGUGAGUGGGCACGAGACAAUAUCAGGACCAACUGCGUCGCACCUGGGGUGAUAAGAACUCCUUUAACGGAGGAAGUAAUCAAAAGCAAAGCCAUGGAAACUAUAAAUUUGCGAACACCUUUUGGACGACCUGGGGAGUCGGAAGAGAUAUCAUCUUUGGUAGCAUAUCUCUGCCUACCUGCGGCUUCUUACAUUACUGGACAGAUUAUCUAUGUUGAUGGAGGAAUGACGGUGUAUGGAUUCAAUCCCGGCCCCUUGGAAAUUACAAAUUCACGCAUGCCUCUUGGACGAUAUGCGCAGCCAGAGGAGAUAUCAUCCAUGGUAGCGUUUCUCUGUCUACCUGCAGCCUCUUACAUAACUGGACAAACAAUCUAUGAAGGGAUGUCUGUGUAUGGAAUUGAUCUCUAG